Messenger RNA from Scatophagus argus, 1149 nucleotides. It is a transcript of the gene fth1a, whose product is annotated as ferritin, heavy polypeptide 1a. Gene Ontology annotation, cellular component: cytoplasm. Gene Ontology annotation, molecular function: ferric iron binding; ferrous iron binding. Bases 322 to 855 code for a protein of 177 amino acids. NCBI's taxonomy places the organism in Eukaryota, Metazoa, Chordata, Actinopteri, Scatophagidae. Gene Ontology annotation, biological process: iron ion transport; intracellular iron ion homeostasis. The transcript has 5 exons. The record is from RefSeq and is a predicted model, not a curated record.
ACUGACGUCACGGCCCAUGCCAUCUGCUUAUUUGUCGACUUUCAGGCCGACAUUCACAGUAGAUCGUCUGGCCAGCGGACAGUGAAGGUUACCUGCUUCAACAGUGCUUGAACGGCAACCUUUCAACUGUCUUGAAAUAAUCCUACCAUCGACAACACCUAAUCAAAUUUUAAUUAUUAUUACAGCAUCAGCUAACGCUAGCUUAUUCGUCGUAAACAUUCCUAGCUCUCUAGCUAGCUCUAACUGUUUUGCUAACGACGCAAGCGACUCGAGCAGUUUUUCGUCAUCCUCACAAGAAGACCCGCCAACAAGAUUUGAACAAUGAGUUCACAGGUGAGACAGAACUUCCACCAGGACUGCGAGGCUGCAAUCAACAGGCAGAUCAACCUGGAGCUGUAUGCCUCCUACGUCUACCUGUCCAUGGCAUAUUACUUUGAUCGGGAUGAUCAGGCAUUGAACAACUUUGCCAAGUUCUUCCGUCAUCAGUCACAUGAGGAGCGCGAGCAUGCUGAGAAGCUAAUGAAACUGCAGAACCAGAGGGGAGGAAGGAUAUUCCUACAAGAUGUCAGGAAGCCAGAGAGGGACGAGUGGGGCAGCGGUACUGAGGCCCUUGAAUGUGCCCUGCAGCUUGAGAAGAGUGUGAACCAGUCCCUGCUGGACUUGCACAAGCUCUGCUCUGAUCACAAUGACCCACAUAUGUGUGAUUUCAUUGAGACACACUACCUAGAUGAGCAGGUGAAGUCCAUCAAAGAACUGGCAGACUGGGUGACCAACUUGCGCCGCAUGGGAGCUCCUCAGAACGGCAUGGCCGAGUACCUGUUUGACAAGCACACCCUGGGCAAAGAAAGCAGCUAAAUUCCUGCAGAUCACACUUACAAAUGCUUUCUACAUAUGUAUAUUUGUAUCCUGCUUCUAAAUGUUUUUGGCAUAUGAGGCAAUCUGCAUGAUACUAGCUAGUCAGUUGAAACUCUUACAUCACAGCAUGUUAAUUUUUAUUCUCACUACAUUACAGUUGCUUGUAUAACCCCCCUUGCUGUAUUUUGCAUUUCUCUCUCUUCUGUCAAUGCCUCGGCCAUUACUAUGUGUUUGCCCUGUUUUAUGCCAGGAUGUGCUCAUCAAAACAAAUAAAACAAACCCUCUGGAUUCUGA